Messenger RNA from Aspergillus welwitschiae, 318 nucleotides. RefSeq lists its product as uncharacterized. The transcript has a single exon. Lineage: Eukaryota; Fungi; Ascomycota; Eurotiomycetes; Eurotiales; Aspergillaceae. The record is from RefSeq and is a predicted model, not a curated record. The coding region runs from base 1 to 318 and encodes 105 amino acids.
AUGCCGCACACCAAAACCGACACCGCGUUCCGAUACCCCCAGAACGAUGAGCAAAGCCGUCGUCUUCGCAACACCACCCAGAAUCAAAGAGCUGCUGAGCGACAGCAAUCUUCAUCGCAGUCAGCCACUGCAGCAUCCCUGGCAGCCGAUCCGACCUCUAGCUGGGGUCCAGAGGAAUACUUUGAGACCACCGUCGAUGAGUAUGGUAAUCCGGUCACCGAUCAGUGGUCGUUUACAGAUGGUGCGAGGAUGAAUAGAGGCGUCUCAGGCCAGGAUGAGGCGGAUGCCUUUGAGGCUGCGAAUGAUAAAUUUGAUUAG